Molecule: messenger RNA, 1911 nt
Organism: Linnemannia hyalina
Lineage: Eukaryota; Fungi; Mortierellomycota; Mortierellomycetes; Mortierellales; Mortierellaceae
Source: the annotation of a GenBank genome assembly
AUGCGUUUGUCAACCGCCCUGAUCUCGGUGGCCUCAGCCAUCGUGUUCGCAGUCUCGUCCUCCGAGGCCGUCAACAACCCCGUCGUCGCCGGAUACCUCCUCCUCAACCCGACCAACGGACCCGCCAAGCUUAAGGCCCUCGCCGACAAUGCCGCUAACAUCCCCAUCAACCGAAUCUUUUUGGCAUUCGCUCGUCCCGGUAUGGUCUACGUUCCCAAUUCCAACACCCUUGAACGCGUUGGAUUGGCUUAUGGAACCUCGGGAGACUAUGGGUUUGCGGAUCUUAAGGCUCAGGUUGCGAAGCUUAAGGCUGGAGGUGUUGAGGUCUUCUUGUCGAUGGGAGGAUGGAACUAUGGUUGCUUCCCUUACCUUUACACGUACUACUCCGUCGGAGGCUACGGAACUACGACUCCCAACUACUACAAGAUCCAGGAAAACGGUGGAUCGCUCGCUGCUUGCACAGAGGCAAACAUGUGGUGCUACACCUGCGAGCCCCAAUCCGAGGGCACCGUCCUCGCAGAUUUCGACAUCUUCCCCGAGCCCACCAACUCGUCCGUCUGGCAGGCUGCUCUGACCUACAUUAAGGCCGGUGCCAAGGGAGACGCUCCCGUUUUCCACCCCGAGAUGGUCCCCGGAACCCAGUGGAAGGAUCCCAAGAACCAGCAGACUAACUUGGUCCCUGGUGAUGGAUACUAUGCCAAGGUCAACCGCGACCCUUACCAGGAUCUUGUCUACCUCGGAAAGGACCUCGGCUUGACCGGUGUUGAUAUCGACUACGAAGAGAUGUGGCACGCUGAUUACUACAAGAACGGUCCUGCUGCUGGUCCCUGGACUAACCACCAGACCACGUACAAGUAUGCCGCCAUCAUGCAAGACGUCCGCCUCAGCAUUCAGGCCAUCGCUCCCAACCUUCUCCUCGCCACUGCCGCCUCGGCCGCCGGAGGUCUCUCGACCAACUGGUGGGGUGGUAACCUUAAGAACAUUUGGUACAACUUGAACCAGUGGUACCCCGACCUCUACAGCUUUGUCGCCACUACUGGAGGAGUCAAUGUUAUGACCUACGAUUUGUCCAACAACCAGCAGUUCUACGAGUGCCCCGACGCCAACACAUGCUCCCUCAGCGCACAGGUCAACUACUACAUGAAGUCCUAUGCCGACAACAAUAUGCUCGCCCACGUUGGAUACGAGAUCGGAACCCCUGCCUACCCCGACUAUAACCACGAUGCUUCCCAUCAGUUGCCCUUGAUCCAGUCCGAGCUCACCUCCAUCCUUGCCGUCCAGGGAGCCAAGGGAGGUUUCUUCUGGGAACUGUACAAGGGUAUUGGUAAGCAGCCCAACAACGUCGAGGUCAGCUCCGUCGCUCAACAGAUCUGCAAGGCUGCUCUUGGUGCCAGCACCCCCCGUUGCGCUGGAUCCAUCCCUCAACCCGGUGGAGGACCGAGCCCCACUGCCUCAUCCACCGUCACUGCCACCGUCUCUACUACCGUCGCGCCUACCACAUCCCCUACUACUCUCCCUACCACCACCACCCCCGGCGGCGGCGGUCAAUGCACCCUCCCUGCCUGGUCUGCCUCGACCUCCUACUCUGGCGGUGCCAAGGUCUCGUACAACGGUCGUCAGUACACCGCCCAGUGGUGGACCCAGGGCAACGUCCCUUCGUCUGGAUCUCCUUGGGUUGAUGACGGUGCUUGCUCUGGUACUGGACCCACUCAGACCGCUACCCCUGGCUCGUGCGGUAGCACUGCCGCCUGGGCGUCUGCUACUGCCUACUCUGGUGGAGCCAAGGUCACCUAUGGAGGAUUCACGUACACCGCCCAGUGGUGGACUCAGGGCGAUACCCCUGGCUCUGCUGCCGUUUGGUCCAAGGGUGCUGCCUGCUCUGGUACCCUCCGUCGUCGCCUCUACUUCUAA